AUGCUAAUUUUUGAUUAUAUUAGGAAUGAAGCUAUAGUUUCAAAUGAUUUUAAGUCAAAACGUAAACGACAGAAAGCUAUUAGACGUGCUGAUGUGAAUUACCAUCAACCUGAAUUUCGUGAUAAUACUAGCUGUGAUUUACUUAGAGAAUUGACUUGUGCGGUUUGUUCUGGUUUAUUUUCGUUUGAAUAUUUAAAUACUGUUUCUGUGCAAGAAAUAUGCUUACCCUUACUUGAAGUUAAUAAAUAUCUUGAAAGGUCAUUUUUUGAAAUUGACUUUGUAUAUGGACACCCUUAUAUAGAUAAAAGUGGUUAUAAGAUUUUGUUUAAUAGAAAUGGAUUUGUUAAAAAUGAUGAUAAUGAAAAUCCUUUUGAUCUUCGAUUAUGCAACAAUUGCAAACAAUCAUUAAAAGCAGGCAAUACUCCAAUUUUUUCAUUGGCAAAUAUGUGGAUUGGAACAGCUCCGCAAUGUCUUCAGAAAUUAACAAUACCAGAACAACUUUUGAUAUCCACAGAACUGACUUCACUUUCCAAGAUUUUACCCUUGCCUGUAUAUCGGUUAUGUGAUCAUUUGAAAGUAGUAUUUGUUGGAGGUGGACAACCAUCGGAUGAACAAUUAAAAAAGUUGAUAAAUCAUAAUAUUCUAUACAAAAAUGUUAAACUUGAUAAAACAGCAUUAGAAUCAUUACCGGAAAAUGGAGUUCCGACUGCUUUGUUAGUAACAACUGUAAUGGUUAAUGUUGAUCCUGAAAAAAUUGAACAUUAUACUGGAUAUACAACAGAUCCAAUUAAUGAGUACAAUAUGAAUAAUGAUUUAGAUGGUAUUAGUGAUAAAGAAAUGAGUAAUGAAAAAAAUAUAUCUAGAUUGUAUGAUCCUAUCACUGAAUUAAGAAAUUCUGGUGUAACUUAUACUGAUAAUAUUCCUAUCUCUGAACAAGAACGUACUCUAAAGUUACUUGAAAAAAUAAUACAAGAAUUAACUGACGAUAAACAAAUUUGUUCUCAUAUAAUCCUAAUACCACAUUCAAAUGUACCUAGAAAUGAAUAUACAGAUUUAUCUCUUUUACCUACUGCAUUUCUUACUCUAUUUCCCUAUGGAGUUGGUGGUCAUGAAGAUAAUUUCCGUAAAUAUCAUAUACCAUUUAAACAAUAUGUUAAACAUCUAUUACGGGUUCAUGAUUUCAAGUUUAGACAUCAUCGUUCAUUUAUUUUUACUACAUUUGAUAUAUAUACAUAUUUUCAUGACAAAUCGUUCAUGAAAACUGCAAAUAAAUAUAUAUUAUAA
Molecule: messenger RNA, 1284 nt
Organism: Diversispora eburnea
Lineage: Eukaryota; Fungi; Glomeromycota; Glomeromycetes; Diversisporales; Diversisporaceae
Source: the annotation of a GenBank genome assembly